AUAGCUGUAACAUUUGGUUUGUUUUUCUUCUGGAUUCUAUUAUUUUUGGUUCUUUAGUUGGAUGCUAACUCCAGGCUGGUAGGUUGUGUUAAAUGGAAGAAAGAGCAGAGUAACCGCAAAUCUGGUCAUUUUUUGCACAUGUUAUCUACAAGAUGAACAGUGGCUUGUCAGGACUCUACUCUGAAGCACAGUGUGUCGUGCGUAAGGUGCUGGUUUCUGCAGAGAAUUUGCAGCUCACAGUGAGAUCGGACUUAACUCUUGAGGAAUAUGCUCUCCACAGUCAUCACAACGGCUGCAAGUUGGGAAACAAUACAGGGAAUGAGGACCUGAAGGAGAUGCUAGAGAGCAGCAAGGAGUCUCUCAAACUGGAGGCCAUGAAGAGGGUGGUGGGGCUGAUAGCAAAAGGUAAAAAUGCAUCAGAACUGUUCCCUGCUGUAGUGAAAAAUGUUGCAAGCAAGAAUCUUGAGCUGAAGAAGCUAGUUUAUGUGUACUUAGUCCGGUAUGCAGAGGAACAGCAGGAUCUUGCCCUCUUGUCAAUCAGUACCUUUCAGCGUGCUCUCAAGGAUCCAAACCAGCUGAUUAGGGCCAGCGCCUUACGGGUUCUCUCCAGUAUUCGUGUACCAAUCAUUGUGCCCAUUAUGAUGUUGGCCAUCAAAGAGGCUGCCGCUGACCUUUCACCUUAUGUCAGGAAAACAGCUGCUCAUGCCAUACAGAAGCUGUACAGUCUGGAUCCUGAUCAGAAAGAGCACCUGAUUGAAGUGAUUGAAAAGCUGCUAACAGAUAAAAGCACGCUGGUGGCAGGAAGUGUGGUUUUGGCUUUUGAAGAAGUGUGUCCCGAGCGGAUUGACCUGAUCCAUAAGAACUACCGGAAGCUGUGUAACCUUCUGAUUGAUGUGGAGGAAUGGGGGCAGGUGGUGAUUAUCAACAUGCUCACCCGCUAUGCCCGGACACAGUUCAUCAGCCCAUGGAGAGAGGAUGUUGCAUCUGAUGAAAAUGUUGAAAAGGCCUUCUAUGAUUCCGAUGAAGAGAAGAGGAAUGGUGUGACACAGACAAAACCCUACAUAAUGGAUCCAGAUCAUAGAUUACUACUACGUAAUAUCAAACCUUUACUGCAAAGCAGAAAUACUGCUGUGGUAAUGGCUGUGGCACAGCUAUAUUGGCAUCUGGCCCCUAGGCAUGAACUCAACAUCAUCACCAAAUCUCUGGUGCGACUGCUGAGGAGCCACAGAGAGGUUCAAUAUAUAGUGCUGCAAAAUAUCGCCACCAUGUCCAUUCAGAAAAAGGGCAUGUUUGAGCCAUACUUGAAAAGUUUUUAUGUAAGAUCAACAGAUGCUACACAUAUCAAAAAACUCAAGCUGGAAAUCCUAACUAAUCUGGCUAAUGAGGCCAAUAUCUCCACCAUACUUCGCGAGUUCCAGACAUAUGUUAAGAGUCAGGACAAAGAGUUUGCAGCCACUACUAUUCAGGCGAUUGGAAGAUGUGCGACCAACAUCUCUGAGAUCACAGACACAUGUCUCAACGGCCUCGUGCUACUACUUUCCAGCCAAAAUGAGACAGUUGUAGCAGAAAGUGUGGUUGUCAUUAAGAAGCUGCUGCAGACACAGCACUUGGAGCAUUGUGACAUCAUCAGGCACAUGGCUAAGCUGUUUGACAGUAUUACGGUGCCAAUGGCAAGGGCAAGUAUUCUGUGGCUCACUGGUGAAUACUGUGAGCAAGUGCCUAAAAUAUCUCCUGAUCUUCUGAGGAAAGUGGCAAAGACCUUCACCAGUGAAGAGGACAUUGUUAAAAUGCAAGCAGUGAACCUUGCAGCCAAACUGUACCUUACUAACUCGAAACAGACUAAGCUGUUGGUACAAUACAUCCUGAAUCUGGGAAAGUAUGAUCAGAACUAUGACAUCAGAGAUCGUACAAGGUUUAUCCGACAGCUAAUUGUUCCCAAUGAGAAAAGUGGUGCUUUGAGCAAAUACGCACGGCGGAUUCUGCUGGCACCCAAACCAGCCCCGGUGCUGCAGUCUGCCUUUAAAGAUCGGGAUCGUUUUCAGCUUGGCACGCUAUCCCACACUCUAAACUCCAAAGCCACAGGGUAUUUGGAGCUCUCUGAUUGGCCGGAUGUGGCUCCUGACCAGUCUGUGAGAAAUGUGGAGGUCGUGGAAGUGAAGAAUGAAUGGACUCCAUCUGUCAGCAAAGCCAAACCUGCCUCAUCAGAUGACAAGUUUUACUCAGACUCAGGAGAGGAAGAAGAGGACGAGGAGGAAGGAUCUGAUGGCAGCAGUGAAGGCAGCAGUAGCAGCAGUAAAGAGUCAAGCAGCAACACAGAGAGUGAGGAAGAUAGUGAAAGUAGCAGCAGUUCUGAUGAGAGCUCCAGCCAAUCAGAGAAAAGCAGCGACUUGGGUUCUGACACAAAAAAAAGGAAAACUCAGAAAAACAAAGAACUUCAACAAGGCACAAAACUCAGUAUCAAAAGUGACUCAGAUGUUGACCAAAACAACAGGCAUUUGGGGAAGACUGAUUCAGGCAGCGAGUCGAGGACCUCAGAGGACAGUUCUAGCUCUGAGUCUGACUCUGAUUCAGACUCCCCAACUGAACAAAUACCAAAAACCACACCUAAAUCAGUUAAGAAGGUGGAGAAACACAAGAAAGCAAAAGAGAUUUCUCUUUUGGAUCUAGAUGACUUUUCACCCACUGUUGUUACCACAUCUAAGAGCUCCUUCCUCUCCCCAAGUCUUUUAUCUGACCUGCAAGGCCUGUCACUUUCAGCCUCCUCUACCCCAGCCAUCCAGGUUACCAGUCCCGUGUUUGUUCCAGUUCGUUCUUUUGAGCUGCUCCAUAACAUGACUGGAAAAGGCCUGGCUGCUCAAUAUCACUUCCCGCGGCAACCAUGUAUCUAUGGUAACCACAUGGUUUCUCUUCAGUUGACACUUAGCAACCACAGUGACCACGUUCUACACAACAUCCAUAUAGUGGAGACGGCAUCCACCAGUCUGAAAAUCCACCACUUCAGCCCCAUAGAGAGUUUGGAGCUGGGGGCAUCAAUAACAGUUUCAGUUGGGGUAGAUUUUAAUGACUCAACCCAGGCGGCCAGUUUCCAGUUAUGUACUGAAGAAGACCGCUUCAAUGUGUCUAUUCAGCCAGGAGUGGGAGAACUACUACUCCCUGUCACCAUGUCUGAGCAGGACUUUAACAAAGAGCAAGGAAAACUACAGGGGAUGAAUGAAAGCUCAACCAAAAUCAACCUGUCAUCCAAAAACACCCCGAUCAGUGACAAGGUCAUGAACAUAGCUAACAUGGGUGUGGUGCCAUCUGAAGAAAAUUAUAUGCACAGGUUUGCAGCCAAGCUGGUGAGCUCGGGCUCCCUGGUGUUGGUGUGUGUGAUGCAGAAAGAUGCCAGCGCUCAACUAACUGUCAACACAGAAAAGACGGUCAUCGGCUCCAUGCUGCUGCACGAGCUCCAGAUAGCACUUGGUGCCCCUUAGAAUUACACCUUUUAUCACACACCCCAAAAAAAACCUGCAUCAAAUACGCCAACUGACCAUUUUGUAUUCCUGUGAGUAGGAGGGAGUGAGAGAGAACACCUUUUGUCUGUUCCAGUUACUAUGAAUAGCAAACCAAACAUAUAGUUUUCCUAUGUUUUUCUGAAAUUAUUUUUGGACCAGCAAUCUAAGCCAAAUUUAUUGCAAACUGACUUUUUUGUUUCGCCCAUAUCUGUACUCUUAUAGACAGACAAAACACAAAAUUCUUCCAGAUACAUGUUUUUAAAUGUAUGAUCAUUUAAAUGUUGAUGAUUGACAAAAGAUAAAAAGGCUUUCUUUCAAAAUCCAGAUCAUGACCUAUAUAGUAGCACUGGUUUAACAAAAGGCGAGUGCGUUACUUUAAUUAGGUCUUUCUUGCAUAGAAAACUUGCGUGAAGAAGUACUUCAGCAGGGGUUAUCUACUGCAUAUCUACUGGAUAUGUGCUCUUACCACAGACAAUAUUUUGCCUGUAUUGAGAAGCUUUUCACUUUUUUGAAAAAUAAAUGAAAACCUGUUUAUGACGCACUCAAAAUGGAAAUAUCUGUAAUCAUUAGGUAAAUUCUUUUAUUUGUGAAAGUUGCAUUUUUGCAUUCUUAAAUCAAAGAUAUUUUUAAGAAAACGCUUAAAAGCUGUAUUGUUUUCUGAAAUGUGACAACAAAAGGACAAAUGUGUGGUUACAGUAGCAGAGUUGCUGUGUGGAUCUGUUAAAAAGAAACGUCUACCACAGUGUGUUACCAGAUUAAUAUUCUGUCUGUUUUAUUCUUUAGGCUCUUCUUUCUUGAGUUACAGUGUAGUUUUAAUUUACUUGUAUCCUGUUUUGUAUGACUUCUUUAAAUGAUUUCAGCAGACCACCAUUAGUGUAUUACUGUUAUAAUGUGUAAACAGUUUAGCAUUUUUUUAUUCAGCACAAAGAAACAUUAAAAUUUAGUAGUAAAUACACCUACACUACAGAUAAAUGGAGAUUGGAGGACUUUAUGCUCCUUUAUUGCAUGCUGUUCUUUAUUCAAGAUUAGAGACCAGUCUUCCAGGCUAUAGCUAUAACUCUCAUAUGUACAUGCACUUUGGGCCAUCAUUGAAAAGGCCGUCCUGUUGUCAUUUUUAUGAGAAAGUGAGUGCAUCUCUCCAUCGUGCCUAAGUGUAGGUUGUAAGGAUGCCACAGAGCCAUUAGAAUCUGGACACAUACACAAUUAUUAUUCUUAAAUGCAAGGUUUGUGGGGUUUUGACCCAUUGAAAAAGUUGCUAUAAAUAUUGGGGGGGGGGGGAAAGAUAAAAUAAAAACUUUAAAAAAAAAAACAAUGUCAGUUUAUUUUCUUUUACAGAAAUAAAACUUGUUGACUGUUUAAAAUAUUCAUUGAGGCCCCAGGAAGAAGGUAAAAGCACAAUUCUGACUGGCCCACUUCAGUGGGCUAUAUCUGCUUCUGUUGAUGGAAUAGAAUUUUCUGUUGUUGAAUGACAUUGAUGUCUCCAUGUUGUGACUGAAGCGCUUGUUUCUGUCUUGCUCUAAACUAAAGCAGAAAAUCAAGAGUUGAGACAUUCUAGUGAUUGUAAUUAUUUUUAAACUCCGAAUGCCUAUUUUUUUUUAAUGUCUGCUGUAAAAACACAAAACUGUCAAAGCUUUGCAGUGACAUUGAAGUGUGUGUGUGUUUAAGUGAGAGAAAGAUAUGACUGUAUUGCCAUGGCAACUGCCUAUUUGAGCCACAUGCUCCACAUGCUGUAACGGCAACCAUGCUGUUAAUUAGUAGCUGGCUGUACGUGGCUUAAAUAAGACCCUGGGAAUUAAUUGCUAUGAUUGUGUGUUCAUGUGGUUUCAUCUAUAAGAGUCAAAUUCGUGGUUCAGGAAGCCUGAAACUGAACUGGUAUCAUUUAAUGGUGUGAACAUUAAAUAAAGUAAUUUUUUCCUUGAAUUUGAGAAAUAUUAAUAAAAAAUAGAAUGUG
Molecule: messenger RNA, 5445 nt
Organism: Clarias gariepinus (North African catfish)
Lineage: Eukaryota; Metazoa; Chordata; Actinopteri; Siluriformes; Clariidae
Gene: ap3b1a
Product: adaptor related protein complex 3 subunit beta 1a
Exons: 28
Coding region: 153-3473 (1106 amino acids)
Biological process (GO): anterograde synaptic vesicle transport; intracellular protein transport; vesicle-mediated transport
Cellular component (GO): AP-3 adaptor complex; membrane coat
Source: RefSeq, a predicted model, not a curated record